Messenger RNA from Hydra vulgaris (swiftwater hydra), 882 nucleotides. Its product is annotated as zinc finger MYM-type protein 5-like. NCBI's taxonomy places the organism in Eukaryota, Metazoa, Cnidaria, Hydrozoa, Anthoathecata, Hydridae. The record is from RefSeq and is a predicted model, not a curated record.
AUGGCAGAAAAGACUCCGUUGAGUGAUGAGUAUCCUCGUUUUUGCCAUGUUCCAUCGCAAGAUACACAAAUAUCGGUUACUUUCAAAGCUGAUAUAGAUAAAUCUAAUGAAGUAUCAUUGGAAAUAGGGUCGUUUUCAGAACUGGAAACACAGUUAUUAACAGGAGCUACUGAUAAAGAAACACAUUCUACAGGUACUGAUUCUGCUACUGAAAGCGAUAGUGGUGUGAGUAAAAAAUCUAAAGUGAUAGUUGACGAUAAAACUGCUAAUAAUGCUAAUAUUUCAAAUCAACAAAAUGAAGUUGUAAAUAUCAAUGAAACCCAAAUUUAUCUACCUGAAGCAACUCCUGCUGUUAAUAUUUCAAGACAAAUUGAAACUGAAACUCAAAUUAGCAUAUUAUCAUCUGCAGACUACAGUGACCCUGCAAAUUGGCCUACUCAUUUUAGUGACAAUUUUCGGCAAUUUGUUAGAAAAAGUAGACCGCAACAAAUUGAAAAAUAUAACUUUCCACGAGAUCGAGAUGAACAAAAAAGAAAAUUUUCAUCAAUCUAUUACAAGCGGACAUUACCAAAUGGAGAAAAAGUCUCUCGUUCUUGGCUUAUAUAUUCAGUUUCAAAAAAUGUAGUUUUCUGUUUAUGUUGUAAAUUAUUUGGUAGAAGCAAAAGUAGUUUGCCGGCUUUAGAAGGUUCAGGUUUAAACGAUUGGAAGAAUAUUGGAGCACUUCUUUCUUCUCAUGAAAAAAGUAAUUCACAUCUCGUAAAUUUUCAAAUGUGGAAAAAACUUGAUAUACGUUUAUCUACAGAAAAAACCAUUGAUCAUAUUAACCAACACAAAAUUAAUGAAAAAGAACAAUAUUGGCAACGAAUUUUAGAAAGAUCUUAG